AUGGAGCGAAUAGUUAUACAUAUCAAGGGGAUUUGGAUUGUGAAAGUGUAUGUUUGUCAUCAUGCAUUGAGUCAUUUUGAAGUAGAAAUUUUAUUAGUUCAAACGUUAACAAAGGUUAUCAGUGCAGCUUUACAAAUAUGGUCAUUAGAACUUGUACCUUUCUUGAGACAAUGUCCAGAAGCAGAACUUGCUAGACAAAAUCCUGCCAGCCAGAAUGCUUUUAUUUGUCAUUAUCAACAUCAUUGGUUUACAAUAAGAAAAUUAGGCCAGCAAUGGUUUAAUUUGAAUUCAAUUCUUUCUAAGCCUAAAUUAAUAUCGGAAACAUAUUUAGCAAUUUAUUUAGCUCAACUUAAAGAAGAAGGAAACUCAAUAUUUUUCAUCACUGGUACAUUGCCACGAUGUGAAGCGGAUGAAAUAUUAUCUAUUUGUCCUGUUGUUGAAGAAGAUACUUCAAAUGAAUCAUCUACAACUAGUAUAAAUCAUCAGUUAGAUAAAGAUACUGAUGUAGAUGUUGCAUUGGCUCUAAGUAAAGCAGAUGUUGAUGAUGAUGAUCAAACUUUACAACGUGUUUUACAAUCAUCGCAAAAUGAUGAUGAAGCAUUACAACAUGCUUUAAAAGCUUCAGCAAGUGAAUACAACGAUAUGUCGGACAAGCAACUACAAGAAGCGAUAGCUUUAAGCUUGAAAACUUCUAAAGACAACUAA
Messenger RNA from Schistosoma turkestanicum, 705 nucleotides. Lineage: Eukaryota; Metazoa; Platyhelminthes; Trematoda; Strigeidida; Schistosomatidae. The record is from the annotation of a GenBank genome assembly.